GUCUUCUAUAAGGCAUGCUUGUCACUCUUAAUUUGAGCAAGGUAUCUGCAAAACAUUGAUGCUCAACUCUAUCAACGAGACCCCUCCAAUCCCUAGGCCAUAUUCCAAUGCGCUAGGCCGGGUGCGCGCCCCUAGGGAGGAAGUACAUCGGUGUCGUGGUCGGUGCUCCUGUCGCUAGGUAUUGACGCGCCAGUACGACGUACUUUGUUGUCAGUGUGUUUUGACAAGGCGUACAAUUACCGCCACUCUCGCACUUUUCUGGCGUACUGCCUCAGCUACCUAUACAACGUCAUGUUGUCCUGUGCUUUCUCUACCUUAUGUGACUGGUUCCCUGUGGCGCUGUCAAGACACGGUCACAAUUACCGAAGCACGUGACAAGCCGUCCACGCUGGCCGCACCUGUCCCCAAAGCUCCCUCACCGUCCGACAGUGUGACCGGUACGUACCUGCAUUAUUAGGUGAGCAGAGCCCAGGCUCCACCGGCCACCACUAACUUGCGAAAGGUGAGCUAAGCUAUCGUCAACCCGUGUGCCUGGCCAUCGCAUCACUUUGUCAUUUCCAGUCUCCCCGUCUUUCGCAUCAUCCACAUCGUCGCAGGAGACUUUCCGCGCCUAUUCAAUCGAUUGGGAUCUACUUCGUCUAUCUCUCGUGCUUGGCCGGCCGACGUGCGCAUGACUGCAGUCCUAAACCUGCAACUUAGUAGCCAGGCAACCGGGGGCAUACGCAUCAACGACAUCGGCUCCUCUAUCGUGAUAGAAUCGAGCGCCCCGACACCCACCAAGCUCUCGUGAGCCUUUAUCGCGGAUACCCGUCAGCCCAGGCGACGGCAUUGCAAAAAUCGGGCUCAAAAUGCCUACCACGACUGCCGAGACGCUCUCCCUCGUCACCCGAAACGUCACCGUCGCGCCCCUCGUCCUCCUCUCCGCAGUCGAUCACUACAACCGUACCGUUCAGAACAAGACGAAACGGCGAGUCGUAGGCGUCUUGCUCGGCCAGAACGAUGGCAAGAAUGUGAGGGUGUCCAACAGCUUCGCUGUUCCCUUUGAGGAAGACGAGAAGGACCCUUCAGUCUGGUUUCUAGACCACAACUACGUCGAGUCCAUGAACGACAUGUUCAAGAAGGUCAACGCCCGCGAGAAGCUGAUAGGAUGGUACCAUUCUGGUCCCAAACUUCGCGCCUCCGACCUUGAGAUCAACGAUCUUUUCAAGCGCUACACACCGAAUCCACUCCUCGUCAUCAUUGAUGUGCAGCCUAAGGAGUCGGGCGUCCCCACAGAUGCCUAUUUCGCUGUCGAAGAGAUCAAGGAUGACGGCACGACUACCUCCAGGACCUUCGUCCACACUCCGUCCAUCAUCGAAGCCGAGGAAGCCGAGGAGAUUGGCGUCGAGCACUUGCUGCGGGAUAUCCGCGAUGUCGCUGUCGGCACGCUGUCCACCCGCGUCACUAAUCAGCUUCAGUCGCUUCAAGGUUUGCACCUGCGGCUGCGUGACAUCGGCGCCUACUUGCAAAAGGUCCUCGACGGGCAGCUCCCCGUCAACCACGCCAUUCUCGGCAACUUGCAGGACGUCUUCAACCUGCUCCCCAACCUGUCCACACCGGAGAGUGAUAGCAAGACCGGCGGCGGAGAACUGGCACACGCCAUGAGCAUCAAGACAAACGACCAGCUGAUGGCCAUCUACCUCAGUAGUCUGAUCCGCGCCAUCACUGCCUUCCAUGACUUGAUAGAAAACAAGAUCCAAAAUCGGCAGCAGCAAGAGGACAAGGAUGCCAAGAAAGAGGACGGGAAUGGCAAGGACGAGAAGAAGGAGGCAGGCGCCAAUGGAGUCAACGGCGAGGCCAAAGAUGGCGACAAGGAGAAGGAAGGGAAGGACAAGAAGAAAUAAAGUCACGACCGAGUGUGCAUUACGAAGCAAAAGAUGGACAGCUAAACGUGUUCCACACUCGCUCGUCAGCAGGCUAACGGAGGGCCAUGUGUUGGACCAUAUCCGUCUAUAUUGUAUAUGGACUACCACGAAAACUUUGUAGAGUAGAGCCAAAGACAGCCAAGCACAACGGGGG
Messenger RNA from Purpureocillium takamizusanense, 2058 nucleotides. It is a transcript of the gene RPN8, whose product is annotated as proteasome regulatory particle subunit. NCBI's taxonomy places the organism in Eukaryota, Fungi, Ascomycota, Sordariomycetes, Hypocreales, Ophiocordycipitaceae. Gene Ontology annotation, cellular component: proteasome complex; proteasome regulatory particle. The record is from RefSeq and is a predicted model, not a curated record. The coding region runs from base 849 to 1883 and encodes 344 amino acids. Gene Ontology annotation, molecular function: protein binding; metallopeptidase activity. The transcript is spliced from 3 exons. Gene Ontology annotation, biological process: proteasome-mediated ubiquitin-dependent protein catabolic process.